CAUCCAAGACAAAAAGAUGUCCCCUACCAUUCUCAUUCUCCUCUACGCCUUCUUCCUCAGCGAGGCGGCAGCCACCGCACCACCGCCGCCACCGCCUCUCCGGCAGGGCUUCUAUGCAGAAACUUGCCCGGCGGCAGAGUCCAUCGCCCGGAAUAUUCUCCGGCGAGCCAUGGCCAGAGAUGCUAGGAGUGCUGCCUCAGUGAUGAGGCUACAGUUCCACGACUGCUUUGUCAAUGGAUGCGAUGGAUCGUUGCUGCUGGAGAAGAGAGGGAGAAUGGAGGGUGAGAAAUCAGCACUGUCGAAUAUAAAUUCGGUGAGGUCUUAUGAAGUGAUCGAUGAGAUUAAGGAGGCAAUGGAGGCAGCCUGUCCUGCUGUGGUUUCUUGUGCUGAUAUCAUUAUCAUGGCUGCUAGAGAUGCUGUUCUUUUGAGCGGAGGUCCAAAUUGGGAGGUAAAAUUAGGACGAAAAGACAGUUUAUGGGCAAGUUUAGAAGCUGCAAAUGAAAUAAUGCCAAGUCCUAGAGCCAAUGCAACAUUUCUCAUCCACCUCUUUUCCCGCUACAAUCUCACCGUAAAAGAUCUUGUCGCCCUCUCCGGCUCUCACUCCAUUGGCAAAGCUCGUUGCUUCUCCGUACUAUUUCGCCUCUACAACCAAUCCGGCUCGGGCAAGCCGGAUCCCGCCAUCAACCCUACCUUCCGGAAGGAUCUUGACAAGCUAUGUCCGCAACACGGGGACGUGGAAGUAACCGCCAAUCUUGAUGCAACUCCAAAGAGAUUCGACAAUCAAUACUAUAGAGAUUUGGCUCAUGGACGAGGAUUCUUGAAUUCGGACCAAACAUUGUACACAUCGAUGGAGACUCGCAAGUAUGUGAAACUGUUUGCAAGGAGCGAGGAGGAAUUCUUUAUAGCGUUUGUACGAGGAAUGGUUAAAUUGGGUGAUAUUCGAUCGGGUUUGCAUGGAGAGAUUCGUAGAAAUUGUAGAGUUGUUAAUUGACGAUGGUGAUUAUAAGCUUUGGCUAGAAGAGACAAAAUGAUAAUAAUGUUUUACUCUAUUUGUCUUUGAAAAGUAUGUUUAUACUUUUGGACAUAAGUUUUAUGAUGGAUGAGUAAUAAUUAAUACUCUUUA
Andrographis paniculata is the source of this 1123-nucleotide messenger RNA. Its product is annotated as peroxidase 17-like. Gene Ontology annotation, molecular function: peroxidase activity; heme binding. Bases 17 to 991 code for a protein of 324 amino acids. Gene Ontology annotation, biological process: response to oxidative stress; hydrogen peroxide catabolic process. NCBI's taxonomy places the organism in Eukaryota, Viridiplantae, Streptophyta, Magnoliopsida, Lamiales, Acanthaceae. The record is from RefSeq and is a predicted model, not a curated record. The transcript has 3 exons.